AUAUUGAAUGCGCACGAAAUCUCUUCAUGCUUUAUUGCGGAACAAGGAACUGCACUUUGUUUUGUCUCAUGAAUGGUGACAGUUUAUUCAGAGUUCAUUUCAAAUACAGCUUUAUGCUUUUCAAGUUGUUUUCUUGAAGUCAUCAGAAGAAAAAAAAAUGUUUCAUGCAUUUAUUAUUUUCUGUUUGUGCUUCAAUGGUGUUGAUCCAGAUGAAGUGAAGUCGGUGUCAGUGAUGGAGGGACAUUCUGUCACUCUUUACAGCAGUAUUACUGACAUACAGAGAGACGAUCUCAUUCUCUGGACAUUUGGAGCUAAAAACUCUCACUUAGCUAAAAUCAACAGAUUACAGAAGGAGAUCUUUCAUGAUGGUGAUGUUGGGAGAUUCAGAGAGAGACUGCAGAUGGAUGAUCGGACCGGCUCUCUCACCAUCACAAACAUCAGCACAGAUCUCACUGGACUUUAUCGCAUUGAAAUCAUCAGUGGAAAUAAAGUGUCCAGCAAGAACUUCACUGUUUCGGUUUAUGCUCGUCUGCCCGUUCCUGUCAUCUCUCAAUAUUUCUCUCAAUGUUCUUCAUCGCCUUCAAGCUCGUAUUGUUCUGUGUUGUGUUCAGUGAUGAAUGUGACACACGUGACUCUCUCCUGGUUCAAAGGAAGCUGUUUAUUGUCCAGCAUCAGUGUGUCUGAUGUUAAAACAACCACAUCUUUGCAUCUGGAGGUGGAAUAUCAAGACAACAACACACACAGCUGUGUGAUCAACAAUCCCAUCACAAACCACACACAACAUCUCAACUUCACUCACGUCUGUCCCAUAAUCAUCAUUUCAGAUUACGUUCAUUACAUUGGCAAACCCGAAGCAAUGACCCGAUUGGUUGUCGCUGUUCUGGUGGGCGUGGCCGCUGUUGCUCUGGUGGUUUAUGACGUCGUAUCCACAAGAGUUUAACAAGAGACUGAAAUCACAGAUGCCAGUAUUUUCUUUUAUUUUUUUAAGGUAAACGAUAGAUGUAAAAGGUUGUUUCUAUGGGAUGCUACACAUUAAUUGUAAACUCGAGAAUAAGCUGACUGUGCAUCUAAAACAGCAAAAUAACAUGACAUGAAAGAGUGACCAUAGUCUAAAAAUCUUUAGUAUUGUGUUCAAACGUAUUAAAACCUAACACGUUAUUUUACUUCUUCAGGAGUAGAAAUCUUUGUGCUUUUUAUUAAUUAGGCUGUGCAAUGUUUUGGCAUCUUGAAUGUGCACAGAUGGCAAUGACAGAAAAGACGUGUUCUAGGAAAAAAUAAAAGAUGCAAUUCAGCGUGUUCAUGAGACCUUUAAACUAUGAAUAUUACAGGUAAAGCUUUGUACUAAAAAUGCCAAAAUAUGACUCAUUUCUCUUUUAUUGCUCUUCAGAUUCACAGAGCAUGUCAGGAUAAUAGUGUCAAGUACAUUUUGACCAUAGAAAGCUUGAACAGUAUUCAACAAGCAUUCUCGGCUCAUUCUCACUUUCCCUUUUUGUCAGUUCUGGUAACAUGACUGUCGCUAUAUUAGAGAAGUAAAAGCUUCACAAAAUAGGAUGGAUACGAGUCGCUCCUACAAAGUGGAAGCAUGUAAACUGAAAAAAAAACAUGACAGCAAACCCUUGCAUUUUUUUGAAGAUUAUAGGCCUACCUGUUUGAGAUACUUUGAUCUGAAAACUUCAUUUUUGUGUGUGUUUAUUAUUGAGUGUAUGUGUGUAAAGGGCUUUUUUCAAUCUAAUAAUAACCUGACAGUUCAGUGAGAGAAACUGAAUACUGCAUCUAUCAACUGAAAUCGACAUUGAAAACAUACCAGGAAUGUUACCCAUAACGUGCCAUCAUAUUAACAACUUUGAACAGGUCAUAGAAACCUUGUUAAAAUGUACUGGAAAUGUCCAAAAAGUAUACUGACGCCAAGUUUUACAUUGAUUUUUGACAAAGGUUUCUGUGAACAACUGGAUUUGCUGAUCGAAGCUCAUUCAUAAAAAUGUGUGUUUUUUUUCCAUGUAUUGAUUCUUUUUAAAUGUAGUCAUAGACUCAGUUAUUCAUACACUAUGUAUAGGCCUAAGUGCUACAUUAACACUAACACCUAAAUAAUGUUAUUUUUAUUAAUGUGAAGUGACCUAUACGAAACAUAAAAAACGGACGCAAAGAUAGCGUUUCCACCUUUGACCACAAGAUGGCGCUGUUGAGCACCGUUUUGAAAAGCAUCGGGUAAUGAACCAUUUUAUGAUACACUUGAGGGAAAGGUCUCAAUGCUUCGGAAAGCUUCAUUUCACCAUCACUGAACAAAAGACAAGAUACAUGCAACACAGAGCGCUUCGCUGAAACGACAGAAGCUGACUGACUGUGCUUCUGCUUCCUAUUUAUACCUUUCGGUCUCCGCCCUCACUCGAGACGUCAUAUAAAUGCUUGACCUCACGCAGCUCGCGUGGCGUUCAAAGGUCAAUGUAAGGGUGUAGGUAGGGUACGUGCUAGGAUACUAGUUGCUAAUAAUAUAUAUGUAGUACAGGGUUAUGUGCGAUGGUUUAAAUUCGUCAGUGUAUUGUAGAUUAUUUGGGAUGUUAGGGUUACAUGGAAACAUUCUGGAGGAGCUGAACACGCAGCGGCAGAUGGGACCAUGGAACCUUGUUACCUUGGAAUUAGUUUAGGUCCGUUGAAUGUUUUAUAUGGUUAUCAUGACCGCACAACAGCAACGAACAGUAGGUGGCGCUAUGCAUAAAGGAUGUAAUGUAAAAAAAAACAAAAGAAGCUGGCAUUCCCUCACAAUGGAACUCCGUAUAAGAACAAAAACAAAAUAGCUCUACCCAGAUAGCACAGGUAGGCCUACAUCUGUAAGAUGUCUGCUAAAGAUCUGGAAAACAUCUGCUAAACAUCUUAGAAAGAGCUGUUGUUCAUCCAUUCUAAAUCAUACACAUCUCACAUCUUCUAGAGGUCUAUCUGACAUCUAACAGCAGACGUCUCAGAGAUGUAGGGCAGAUGAGCAAACAGCAUCUGACAGAUGUCUUGCAGAUGAAAAUGCAGACAUCAAAUAUAUGUCUGCCAGAUGUACGUGUGCUAUCAGGGUAUAGAUCGUAACACUGUGGCCUAACUAGACGAUACAAGAUGCCGCGUCAUACUUUGUUUUUUUCUCAGUUAGCAUAUAUGCUAUGUAUGUUUGUAUGACGCUUCAUAUAGGCCUAGCACUGAAAUAUAUCCCUCGAACAAAAUUCACAAAAAAAAAAAAAACUUUAAACAACAAGAAAAACGUGUACUGCGAGGUUUCGUCGCGACAGGUUAGGACCAGUGUUGGGUGUAACUAGUUACUAAGUAAUUAGUUACUGUAAUUUAAUUACUUUUCCCUUUAAAAAAGUAAAGUAAGGGAUUACUCUUAUUUGUUCUGUAAUUAAAUUACAGUUACUUCUGAUGUAACUGAAUUAAAUACUCUGUAAUGUAUACAAUAGUGGAAUUGACAUUAAAAUUCAAAAUCUAACUUUAAAAUGCAUGCA
Messenger RNA from Triplophysa rosa, 3479 nucleotides. RefSeq lists its product as uncharacterized. The transcript has 4 exons. The coding region runs from base 158 to 940 and encodes 260 amino acids. The record is from RefSeq and is a predicted model, not a curated record. Lineage: Eukaryota; Metazoa; Chordata; Actinopteri; Cypriniformes; Nemacheilidae.